Molecule: messenger RNA, 1222 nt
Organism: Gavialis gangeticus (Gharial)
Lineage: Eukaryota; Metazoa; Chordata; Crocodylia; Gavialidae
Gene: PRPSAP1
Product: phosphoribosyl pyrophosphate synthetase associated protein 1
Exons: 10
Coding region: 1-1131 (376 amino acids)
Biological process (GO): purine nucleotide biosynthetic process; 5-phosphoribose 1-diphosphate biosynthetic process
Cellular component (GO): cytoplasm; ribose phosphate diphosphokinase complex
Molecular function (GO): magnesium ion binding; ribose phosphate diphosphokinase activity
Source: RefSeq, a predicted model, not a curated record
AUGCCCAGGAGGCUGCUGCUGCCGACGCGCCGCCCCGCGCCCCCCCGCCCCCUCGGGGCCAUGAACGCGGCUAGGAGCGGGUACCGCGUCUUCUCCGCCAACUCCACGGCCGCCGGCACCGAGCUGGCGCGGCGCAUCACGGAGCGGCUCGGUGCUGAGCUGGGAAAAUCUGUGGUGUACCAGGAGACCAAUGGAGAAACAAGAGUUGAAAUAAAAGAAUCCGUCCGGGGCCAGGAUAUUUUCAUUAUACAGACAAUACCCAGGGAUGUGAACACUGCUGUCAUGGAACUGCUGAUAAUGGCUUAUGCCCUGAAGACGUCCUGUGCUAGGAAUAUCAUUGGGGUCAUCCCUUACUUCCCCUACAGCAAGCAAAGCAAAAUGAGGAAGAGGGGCUCCAUCGUCUGCAAAUUGCUGGCUUCUAUGCUGGCCAAAGCAGGUUUAUCACACAUUAUCACGAUGGACCUUCAUCAAAAGGAAAUCCAAGGCUUCUUCAGCUUUCCAGUAGACAACCUGAGGGCAUCCCCAUUCUUGCUUCAGUAUAUACAGGAAGAAAUCCCAGAUUAUAGGAAUGCAGUUAUUGUUGCCAAAUCCCCAGAUGCAGCUAAAAGGGCCCAGUCUUAUGCUGAGAGACUGCGACUGGGGUUAGCAGUGAUCCAUGGGGAAGCUCAGUGUACGGAGCAAGACAUGGAUGAUGGACGCCAUUCUCCUCCAAUGGUCAAAAACACCACUGUGCACCCUGGCCUGGAGCUGCCCUUGAUGAUGGCCAAAGAAAAACCACCAAUAACCGUUGUUGGAGAUGUUGGAGGAAGAAUCGCCAUCAUUGUGGAUGACAUUAUCGAUGAUGUGGAAAGCUUUGUAGCUGCUGCAGAGAUCCUGAAAGAGCGAGGCGCUUAUAAAAUUUUUGUGAUGGCCACUCAUGGGCUUUUGUCUGCAGAUGCUCCCCGUCUGAUUGAAGAAUCCUCUAUUGAUGAGGUGGUGGUGACCAACACAGUUCCUCACGAAGUGCAGAAGCUGCAGUGUCCCAAGAUAAAGACAGUAGAUAUUAGUUUGAUCCUCUCUGAAGCCAUCCGCCGAAUCCACAACGGGGAGUCCAUGGCCUAUCUCUUCCGUAACAUCACUGUGGAUGAUUAGAUUCUAAUGAUGUCCCUGUCCUGGGUUUCUUAAUGAGAAGGGAGAAGGAAAAGUGCAUGAAAAAAAAUGCCAUAAAUUUAGAGAGAACACA